AAUGGCCGUCAUUUGGAAACCAACUAAGCUAAAGAAUUGCCAAAAGUAUGAAUUUAGAACAAACGCCUGUAGAUAAUAGUGGACAAAAGAAGUUAAUCGGUUCGACACCAGAAGGGAACGAGCUGAAGGGAGGAGCACUGAAAAGAUUGACUGCACUCAGUAAAAGCAGACCUACGUAUCCGGAAGUCCUUGGGUGUGUGACCAAUCACAGCAGAGUGGGCAUGCCUGGAGGUGGGCGGUAGGAGGAAUACAUUAAACGGACCACUUGAGUGGCAAGCAGGAAAUCCAUGGAUGCGCUGCAGAAAGAGAACUCCUCUCUCAAAGCUGAAGAAAGUGAACUCCAACUUCAAAUCGCCAGGACAGGUCACCAAGACGACUAAGUUGAGUCCGGAAGAAGAAGUGGAGGAGCUGGAGAGGAGCAAAAGGCAGUUGGAUGCUGAGAUAGCACAGCUGGAGUCCGAGGGGUACAGAGUGGAGGAGCUGGACAAUCACAUUGACAUGCUGCAUGAGUACAAUGAUAUCAAGGACAUGGGACAGUCGCUGCUGGGCAGAAUAGCUGCUCUACGCGGGACCACCACACGAGAGCUCUACAGCCAUUUUGGCUUGGAACUGGAUGACUGACCAACAAAAAUAGCAUUUACUAUCUCCUUAGUUCAAAUGUGUUCAUUUGUAGUUUUAGUUUGUGCUGCCUGCCAUGUUGAGUA
This is a messenger RNA of Doryrhamphus excisus (bluestripe pipefish), 704 nucleotides long. Lineage: Eukaryota; Metazoa; Chordata; Actinopteri; Syngnathiformes; Syngnathidae. The record is from RefSeq and is a predicted model, not a curated record.